AUGGAAGAGAAAUUUCAUGCUUUGGAAGGAAGGGUCUCAGGUUUGGAGUCUGCUGGUUACGAGAAUCCGACUCCAGCUCAGGAACUGUGGUGGUCAUGCUUGGUUGAUAUCACUGAAGGCGUUUCUCUUCAGAAGGCAUUUCUCUUCAGAAGUCUUGCAAAGCCAACAAGAGAUCAUCUUUCCCGAAAACUUUUCCCAACCAGAUUCACCUUCAACUGA
Arabis nemorensis is the source of this 219-nucleotide messenger RNA. The record is from the annotation of a GenBank genome assembly. NCBI's taxonomy places the organism in Eukaryota, Viridiplantae, Streptophyta, Magnoliopsida, Brassicales, Brassicaceae.